Trichomycterus rosablanca is the source of this 5171-nucleotide messenger RNA. RefSeq names its product pleckstrin homology domain-containing family G member 3 (gene plekhg3). The transcript has 19 exons. Gene Ontology annotation, molecular function: small GTPase binding; guanyl-nucleotide exchange factor activity. NCBI's taxonomy places the organism in Eukaryota, Metazoa, Chordata, Actinopteri, Siluriformes, Trichomycteridae. Gene Ontology annotation, biological process: regulation of establishment of cell polarity. The coding region runs from base 172 to 3327 and encodes 1051 amino acids. The record is from RefSeq and is a predicted model, not a curated record.
CUAUAAUUUAUAUCAGAUUAAUGCUAUUAGGAGAGCUGGUGGGAUAUAAAGCGCUGUUAGACUGAAGCGGAUUAUCUAUACACGCACUACAGCACCUCCUACAGGACAGGGGCUGAAAUCCAGCGCUCCUCAUUACUGACUGGGAUUAGAUCUUCACCCGUUCUCUUCACCAUGGCUCCUAAUCCUGAACUCUCCUACCUGGACCGAGUGGUGAUGGAGAUUAUAGAGACGGAACGAACCUACGUUAGAGAUCUGCGCAGCAUCGUCGAGGACUAUCUCGCCCACAUUAUUGAUGCUUCAGAUUUAUUGAUCGGACCCGAGCAGGUUUGUUCUCUGUUUGGGAACAUCGAGGAUAUCUACGAGUUUAACAGUGAGCUGCUGCAGGACCUGGAUCAGUGUCAGAACGAUCCCGUCUCCAUCGCCCGCUGCUUCGUACUCAGGAGUGAUUAUUUUGAGAUCUACACACAGUACUGCACCAACUACCCAAACUCGGUCGCUACGCUAACAGAGUGCAUGAGGAACAAAACGCUGCUGAAGUUCUUCAUGGAGAGACAGGAAGUACUGAAGCAUCCACUUCCUCUGGGUUCAUACCUGCUCAAACCUGUCCAGAGGAUCCUCAAAUAUCACCUGCUGUUACAGGAGAUCUCGAAACACUUUAACCCGGACAGUGACGGGUACGAGGUGGUGGUGGACGCCAUUAACACCAUGACUGAAGUGGCGUGGUACAUCAACACCAUGAAGAGAAAACAUGAACACGCCGUGCGCUUACAGGAGGUUCAGUCGUUGCUGAUUGGUUGGCGCGGUCCCGACCUGAGCACCUACGGCGAGCUGGUUCUGGAGGGAACGUUCCGCUUUCAUCACGCCAAGAACGACAGAACGCUCUUCCUCCUGGAGCGGCUUCUACUGAUCACCAAACGCAGAGGAGAGAACUUCAUCUACAAAACACACAUCUCUUGCUCCACGCUGAUGUUGAUGGAGGGAGCGAAAGACUCGCUGUGUUUCAGUCUAACUCACUACAAACACCCCAAACACCCAUAUACUGUACAGGCCAGAACGACGGAGGACAAGAAGCUCUGGACUCACCACAUCAAACGUCUGAUCCUAGAGAAUCAUCACACAGUUAUUCCUCAGAAGGCUAAAGAUGCGAUUCUGGAAAUAGAUUCAUCAUAUCCGCGCAGCAGGUUUAACGCUGAGAGGAAGAUAAAAACUCAGUCGCAGGAUUUUACUCUGAAUCAUAAAUCAGAAUUGAUCAAACACGCGGUGAAACAUAAUAAAGAACCUGCAGCAUCACUCAAGCUCUGGGUCAGUGAGAGCGAGCUCUGUACCCGUCUAUCUGAGUCGGACCUCCAGACCACAAACCCACACGAGAUCCUUCAGCAGCUGAGGGACGAGGACGGAGAACCUGGCGCUCCGGGUCCUCAGGACGGAGAACAGGAGGAGAUGGGAUCAGAUGAUGGAGUGAAUCAAGAGGAGAUGGGAUCAGAUGAUGGAACAUCAGAGGACUUUAGCAGGUCCAUGAUCUCCUGCUGGAGCUCCCGAGCUCAGACACUGCUGCAGCUCCACCUGGAGGAGACCAGACUUGCAGAAGGACACGCCCAUCCAACAUCAAAGGAGGAGAGACGUCUAUCAGAUUAUAAGAUCUCCACACAGAUUCCAGCGAGUGAAUCACCGAAACAACCUAACAGAGCUGAUCACUGUCUGCUUCCUGAUUCAGCCCGGUCUUCACUCAGAGAGGAUCAGGAGGAGCUGAAGGAGGAAGAACAUGCCAAAUACACUCAGGACACGCAGUCGUCUGAGGAGGAAGAGGAGGAGCCGUGUACAGGAAGUGAGCAUCGCCCCAUACUUCCCUCCUCGGUUCUGGAUCAGGCCGGUUCGAUCGUCGAACGUUUCGUCCCGAACAGCCGGCGCUGCAGCUCCACCACCGACGAGUUCCGAUCUCCACGCGCCGCCGCACUUUCACCUGGAGAAGCUCCUGACCCUCUGUCCCCGGGGGACGAGGCCCCGCCCGGCUCGGACCGACGCCCCUGCAGGAGAAGAGACUCCACCCUGUCCACACAGGAACGCCUGAUCAUCCAGAAGAUCCGGAGCUACUACGAGAACGCCGAGCAGGAGGACGCGACCUUCAGCCUGAAGCGCCGGGAGAGUCUGACCUACAUCCCCAACGGCCUGGUGCGCUCCUCCGUCAGCAGGAUCAACAAGAUCCCCCUCACCCAGCGUCCAAUCACAGCGUCAGGACCUCCCAAAACAGACGGCGUCGGGACCGCCGGGUCUGAGGAACCUCAGGAUCCCCACAGCACUGGCUCUGAUACCCAACAGAGACCUGCAGAGCUCAGAGAAGAAACCUUCAGACCAUCCACAGAGAUGAUCCAGGUGUGGGAGGAGAUGGAGCGAGAGGUCACCAGGUCACCGGACGGACGCAGAUCCAGAGACCUGACUCAGCUCAGAGGAGCGCCUCCACCCGGUUCCUCCAGGAACCUCCGCGAUCAGGGAGAACCUGUACCAGCUGAAGAUCUCAGCACCAUCGCUGAGGAAUCACCAGCCAAGGUUCCAGGUGCAGAUAAAUCAUCAGAAAACGUCGUUUUUAAUCUGGCGAGGAUUUUCAGCCAAAACAAACAGAGUUCUGAAGCAGCCAAUCAGCCGAGGAGACGAGCGUCAGAGACCACGCCCACCUCCACGCCCACAUCACAUUUACCCCCGCCGAGGACUGAAACGAACCACAGCAACGUCAAAGGUAAGCUGAGUUUGACUCUCCCAUCAGCCCCGAGUGAUCAGACCGGACUCCCCCCACAGACCCCCGGUUCCUCCUCCAGCACCAGCAGUGUGAGGGUUCUAUCCCCAGAGCGGUUCUUCUGCAGGAGUCCUCCUCUGUACGAGGGCUUCCAUUGGCCAGAUGUUCGUGAGCUGAGAUCCAAAUACACUCGUCUGGAGGGCGCACCACUCACACCCGGAUCAGGGCGUGGCGGGGCGAGUCGGGUUCAGCGGGGCGGAUCGUUGGAUCAGAAGCUGUCCGAGUUCGCGAGGGGCGAUUAUUACGUCUCAGCUCGAGCUCCUCUGUCCAACCAGCGCACCAUCACCGUCCUGGAGAAACACACCGCCGCGCCCUCCAGGAGCACCCCCCGCUACAGCCAGGUCCGCGCGACCACGCCCCGUGACCACGCCUCCCUGCUCUCCGUCGCAGAGCGCCGCCGAGCGUACCAGGACACGGAGGAGCGCGAACCCAGAACCAGCACCGACACCGAGCGGGUCAGGAACGCCGUCAGACAGGGUGACGUCACCCAGCAGGGCGUGGUCAAGAGCCUCCGGGAGAAGUUUCUCAACCUGGGAUAAACACCGUACCAGGAGUGUUUAAUAGGUAGGGCACUACGUAGGGAAGACGAGGGGAUUUGAGACAGAGCCUGAGCAGCAGAUUUACAUAGAGUGCUGAUACUGAUACAGUAGGUUAAAUCAACAACUGUUAAGCCCUACGUAGUGCACUAAUGCAGGGAGGACUGUGGGAUUUGGGAUAUAGCCAAACACAUCCGAUUCUAAAGUCUCCAUGUUCUAAUAAUUUUCUAUAAUUUAACCUGUAACAGGUCAUAAAAAAGUGGACAGUACGUUCAGUACACUACAUAGGGUGUGGGAUUUAAUAGGGAGCCUAUGUAGGGGCUGUAAAUACAUUUGGGAUACAGCUCUAACAGUUAAACGGUUUAAUAAUAAUAACCCUGAUGGGUUCCAGUUGUUCUAAGGUUCCAUAUAGAACAGAAAUGAUUUAUAUUUUUAUGAUAUAUUAAAAUUCCUCUUUAUGGUUGAAUGUGCCAGAGUUCUACACUUUGUAGUGCACUAACGUAGGGAGGAGGGAGAGAUUUGGGAUACAGCCCUUAACUUAGUACAGUGCACUAAGUAGUCAUUGCCACACCCUACCUAGUGCACAAUUGUCGGGAGUGAGGAAUAGAUUAGGAUACAGCCUCCUCCAUCACCUCUCUACACCAUGAUGCCAAAAGUAUGUGGACGCCUGAUCAUGAGCUCGUUGUCCAUACCAUCCCUGUAACGUCUUUUAUCCUUCUGGACGGAUUUUGGAGUGCGUCUGGGGGAAUUCUGUGCCCACAAGGGCUUUUGUGAGGCCACACAGUGACCUGGGUUGCAGUCGAUGUUCCAAUGCAUCCCCAAGGUGCUCAGUGUGGUUAAAGUCACACCAAACUUCAGCAUGAAACCACGUCUUUAUAGCUUAACGGCUAUCAAAACUAACGGUUCCCAGCAGUAAGGAGGGUGUGCACAGAUCUCUGGGAGUAAGAUGAGAUACAGCCCACAGACGACGAUGCACUGUGUAGCACAAUGCAUCAUGGGAUAGUCUUCUCUCUGUAAUGCCCUAAAACACUGCAGCGCAUCCCAUCAUCCUCGUUCUGUAGAGGAGCUUCUGUGGCGUCUGUAAUGACUGUUUUUAUUAUUUUAUAUGUUUCUAUAAGCACUGAAGGACGUAAAUAAAGACUUUUAUACAGAACCUCUAUAUACUACUAAACAAAUAAUUAACAGGGAGACAACCACCACAAAGGGAACGGUUUUACAGGUGGUGACCACAGACGGUUACUCUCUCCUUAUCUCUCCUGACUGAUUCUUCACUAGUUUGGUGUUUUGCUGGUGACCUUGUACUUACCAGCCAAAUGCCGCCUGGUGUGCAGAAACCGACCGUACGGCCUCACUAAGCUAAUGUUCAGUAUUUCUGAAUGAAUUCUACACUGCUGUAUUUCUUCAUUCAUCUGAACUGAAUUCAGUAGCUGCUCAUGUAAUUCUAUUUUAUUUUGACUGGAUCGUCCCUGCACGUCACCACUGAGCUUUAUUUACAUUCCUGUGUAUUAUUUACAUGUUUAUUUUAAUUCUAUUUACAUUUUAAUCACUGGAAUCUGUGAGAAAUUGUUGUUUUAUUUGAAAUAGAACAGAACUUCUCAUCAUGAUUUAUUAAUAUAUUUAGUUUUGUUUAUUUGCUCUUCUGAACUAAAUGUCCCGCUGAGACUCGGACCCGGAGCCUCGGUGGUGUUGGGCCCCUGUGUUCAGCGGCUCCAGCACUCGAGCGCUCGUGUUAAUACUGAAUAACCACGUUUUUUCUUUUUACUGUAAUUGUUUGUGUUAUUUAUUAAUUCUGUAAAUUAUUCUUUAUGAAUAAAGUAUCAAAUAAAUAAAUAAAUAUGAUCUAUAAA